Meloidogyne enterolobii is the source of this 1026-nucleotide messenger RNA. The record is from the annotation of a GenBank genome assembly. NCBI's taxonomy places the organism in Eukaryota, Metazoa, Nematoda, Chromadorea, Rhabditida, Meloidogynidae.
AUGUUAAUUUAUAUUCAUUUAAUUUUUUAUUUUUCUUCAAAUAAUUUUUGUUUAUUUUCUUCGUUUCGUCGAAUUUUAAUUAAAAUAUUUUUAAUUAUAAAUAUUUUUAAAAUACCUUCAACUUCUCCAUUAAAUAAUUUUGAAAAUCAAAAAAUACUAUUUUCUCUUGAAAUUAGCGAUUUAAAAAUUAAACAAUUUAUUUCUCAAUUAUAUAAAGAAAGUUUAAAAUUAGAUGUUUUUGUUAACUUUCAAGGACAUACAAAUAAUGUCGAUAGAAUUGACCGAGCUAAAGAACCCCUUUUUCGUGAUGUUAAUUUAACAAAAGUUUUGUUACUUUCUGAAUCUGUUCCAAAAUUGUUGAAACUUUACGAUAAUUAUGAGCCAUUUACUGGGCGGCCAGAAAUUGAAACAAUUGAAGAAAAAAAUGAAAUUAAGGAUUUUCUUGAUGUAAUAAUUAAAUCCAGACCGAUGGAUAUGCUCUAUACAUUUUUAAAGAGUAAAGAUCAUCCAAUCGCUAAAAAUCAAUCAGUCUUUCGUCACUCGUUAGAACAAUUAUGGUUUGGGCAAUAUUCUCGUUCUUUGGGGCAACCAGAUUCUUCUGGAUUUGAACAUGUUUUUAUUGGAGAAUUCAAACAAGGCAUAGUUUCUGGCCUUCACAAUUGGAUAAGAUUUUUAUAUUUGGAGAAGAAUAAAAAUAAUUUUCAUUUUGACUAUAAAGGAUAUUUAAUUAAACGAGGGAAUAUUUUUGGAGUAGUAAAAUUCAGUUGGGAAGAUUUAAUGAAACCUGCAGGGUCUUUUCUUAUUGGAACAACACCAGACUUUGAAUUUGCUUUGUAUACAUUUUGUUUUUUAUCGAGACGUUUAAAUGGAAAGGGGAAAAAUUGCAAUUUCGAACUUGAUGGAUGUCAGUUUACUUUAAUUAGCUAUGAAUUGGUUCAACAAGGCCGUCUUUUUAUUGGUUCGAUGUAUCCAAGUGCUGGGCAAAUGACAAAUGAAUGUCGUCGCAGCAGGGAUUUAUUUACUUGA